ACUAAAAGAGCACAACAAGAACAGGCAAUGCAAGCCUUUGGUUCAGUGACAAUCUUUUGCGAUCGUCAGAGGUUUGGUCGUUUUGACGAUUGGGCGGCUCACCUUGAAUCAGCCCUCAAUCUAGGCAACUUCGAGGAAGCUAGGAAAUUACGCCUAAUGCGCUCUAAACUCUACGGAGCGGCUGCUGAAGAAUUCGACACAUUCAAGUUAAACAAAACUGUCCGAUCCCAAGAGUACGCAGCAGUAAAAGUACGACUCUUCAAACUCUUUCACUCGACCGAAACGCGGUCACAAAGGAGUGUCGAGUUUCACAACAUGAAGAGGAAGCCAGAGGAAAACAUGCAUCGUUACGCAAAUCGUAUUCGAAAGGCAUUCCAUAAAGCUUACCCUAUGGAUGGGAUAUUAGAUUCAGCUACAACCGCAUCCCGGGAGCAAAUGAUGAUGGACAGGUUUCUGGAAGGUCUACCCAGCGACGUACAAGUCCCCUUAAAGUAUAAAAAUUUUGCAUCGUUCCAGACGCUUAUCAAUCGAGCUGAACAUAUCGCAUUAGCUAUUGGAGAAUCAAAGACGAGAGUUAGAAUCCAUGAAGCAUACGCAUCAACGAAUGCUCCAACCAAUCAAAAUGAACUGACCAGCGUGCUGGAAGCCCUAAAUCGCUUAAGCACCAAGGUUGACCAAAACGCCGCGACACACAACGAGGAACUCCAACAGAGUUUGGCGGAAAUUAAACGGCAACUACCCCAGAGGCCUCCCCAGGUUGACGGAAGACAAAAAGACCAUAACUCGACGCAGCCCGAAGCUUUUAAAAGGGCAACCAUCAUUUAA
This is a messenger RNA of Daphnia magna, 825 nucleotides long. RefSeq lists its product as uncharacterized. NCBI's taxonomy places the organism in Eukaryota, Metazoa, Arthropoda, Branchiopoda, Diplostraca, Daphniidae. The coding region runs from base 28 to 825 and encodes 265 amino acids. The record is from RefSeq and is a predicted model, not a curated record. The transcript has a single exon.